Messenger RNA from Hirundo rustica (Barn swallow), 642 nucleotides. RefSeq names its product COMM domain containing 5 (gene COMMD5). Lineage: Eukaryota; Metazoa; Chordata; Aves; Passeriformes; Hirundinidae. The record is from RefSeq and is a predicted model, not a curated record. Gene Ontology annotation, cellular component: nucleus.
AUGGCGGCCGGGGGGGCGCAGGGGUUCGGCGAGGGCGGCGGCGGCCGCGGCUUCCUGGGCCCGCGCGUGCCGGUCGAGGUGGAGGCCAUGUCUCGGGGCGUGCAGGACGUAGGCAAGGAGACCUUCCGGCGGCUCCCCAAAGUCACUGUUAAUGCAUUGGAAGGAAAAGACCACAAGGAAUCUGUCAGGCUGACUGCAGAAAGUGAUAAUCUCUCAGAAGAGCAACUUGCUUUCCUCAUUUCCAGCAUGUACACCCUCCUCCGAGAAGCAUUGAGACUCCCCUUAUCAACUGUUUUUAAAGAAGACCUGAAGGAGUUCAGAAUACCAGAAGAUUUAAUUGUGGACUUUUCCAGUGUAGUCUUUGGUAACAGGCGUCCUACUUCCGAAUGCACAGCUCUGAUACGAAAAAGUCUGCUACCAAGUAUCUAGGACUUCAAGUGGAGAGUGAAUGUGGCUAUAUCCAUAAGUUCACUGGCCCGUACACUCCAGCCAUCCAUUCUGAUGAUGAUGAAGCUUUCAGAUGGGACAGCUCAUCACUUUGAAGUGCCAGUUGCAGAGUUUCAAGAACUGAGAUACAAUGUUGCCCUUAUACUAAAGGAAAUGAAUGAUUUGGAAAGGAGCAUACUGAAGAUCCAAGACUGA